Messenger RNA from Ectocarpus sp. CCAP 1310/34, 5091 nucleotides. Lineage: Eukaryota; Phaeophyceae; Ectocarpales; Ectocarpaceae. The record is from the annotation of a GenBank genome assembly.
UCCAGACCAGCUGCCUGUCCGUCUGCUGGCUGCAUCCCACCCCUUGGACCGGUACAGCCUGCUCCCCAUUGUUGGGGCUCGAGUUUUUCUGAAGGGCUUCUUUCCCUCGGCGGUCUCUCACGCACAGGGCGGAAGGGAAAGGGCUCUCUUCCCCCCUCUCUGUCUUACCAACUCUCUCAACGGGCGAUAGAGGGCUGGCUCUGCAGCAGAGAAGCUACUGCUGUAGGCGAUCGGUGCCCAAGUAGACCCCGAAGAGCAGAUAGGAGAAGAGCGAGAGAGAUGGAGCACGAGGGGGGGGAAGAGGGACCGGCUCCCACCGAGGACGGGCCGGCACAGCUGCACAAGCUUCCCACGAGGGCACCCAAGCGCAGCAACAGCGGAGGGGACGUGAAUCUCGGGGCAGCGGGAAGAAGCAUCGGUUUCAGCUCUCCUGUAGCAGCCCCUCGACGCCGCCAGACUAUUACGUCCACGGGCAAAUCGCAGUCUGUGAGGGGACCCAUGGGCUCUUCCUCGGUGGACGCUUCCAUGUGGGUGCCGGACGACAUGGCGCCCAACUGCUGCGUGUGCAAGGCGGAGUUCAUCGUGUACAGGCGUCGGCACCACUGCAGGACGUGCGGGAGAGUGACGUGCGACGAUUGCUCCUCGAAACGCAUCAGAGGGGACCGGACGUGCUUGCUGUGCUGGGACCGGAUAGGGAGGAAGAUGUCCGGACUUGGCCUGCCGUCCAGCGACGACCGGGCCGCGGCUGGCGCCGCUGGCGCCGGAGGCGUCCGCAAGUCUGCCCUGUUUUCGCUCAUUGAGGAGGAGCGCUACAACCGUAGUUUCGUCCGGGCCGACGGUAAGACUGUCAGCUACUCCGUCGCCGGAGUUCCGGACGGACUUCCGGUCUUCCUGUUCCUGGGCCUCGACUCUCACCGGCACUCGGCCGCCCACUUCGAGGACAUCGCUCGCCGCCGGGGUCUACGGCUGAUCUGCAUUGACAGGCCCGGGAGGGGACGGUCCGAUCCCAUACCUGUCCCGGAGGUCGAUGGCGAGGCGGGGGCCGAGGUGGACGUUCAGGGCUUGAUAACAGAAGCGACGGAAGCCGCCGUGGUCGACACGGUCAAGCAGCUAUGCGCAAAGCUGCGGAUAGGGAAGGCGGCGAUGGUGGGGCAGUCGGUCGGGGCGGUGUUCGCGAUGGACUGCGCCCGAGAUGCGGAGCUGAAGGACGUCUUCGAAGGCACUACGGUGUGCCUGGUGUCGCCGUGGGUACCGCUGGCAGCUAGAGGGUGCAACACCUUCCUGCAAAAGGCGUCCUCUAUGCCGGCGCUGACGAGCACCGUCGGCCGUCUGGGUGGCGAGAUGAUGGUGAAGCAAGUUGGCGACAUGGCGAGGGGGUCUAGCGGGGCCAGCGAGGUGGAGAAGAGCUACUUGGAGGCACCGUACACACAGGACCUGAUCAAACAUGUGUCCGGCCUGAAGGAAGGGAAGGGGUCCAUCAAGAACGAGGUGUUUCUUGCCCUGCACAACAAGGGGCCGGAAGAGGCCAUGGAGCGGUGUACGGGGGUCAUCCACCCCGUCAAGAUAUGGCACGGAAGGUCGGACCAGCUGGUGCCGUAUGCGGCGACGAAGUGGCUCGAGCGCUCGCUACCGUCCUGCACGAGCGCGGUCAUACCUGGGGGCACCCACGCGCUCGUUUACGACAAGGGGAGCAUGGAGGAGGUCUUCACGGCCGCGCAGAAGGGAGUCCAGGAGGCCCGGUCUUCCGCCCGUUUCUCGGCCCGGCGUCUAAGCAGCCAGCUCUCGUACGUGGCUUCGAACGUUUUCUCGCCGCGGGAUGACACGUCCCCUACGGCGACGGCUACGGCGGCGGCUACGGCGGCGGCUACGGCGGCGGCGGCCGCGGGCGCGACGGCGGGCAUGAUGAGCCCUCGCUCCACCAAGGAGGCGGAUCAGGCGACGCCGAGCGAAGCGACGACGGUGCAGGAAGGGCAAGCUGUUGGCAAGAAGGAGGACCCGUUAAACUUCCGAAAAAUGUUCGCGAAGGCUAUCUCGAGGAACGCCAGCGGCACCCCCGACUCCUCUGUGCACUCACUCGCGUCCGCAGCUAACAACAGCCGCCACAAGGCGGGAACGAACGGCGGCAGCAGCGAGCAUGGCAGCGGCAGCGGGCACGGCAACGGCAGCGGGCACGGCAGCGGACACGGCGUCGUGGGAAUGGGGAGUGGCCACGGAAGCAGUGGGCACAGCCUCAGCUGGCACAGCAACGGCGCGGGCGGGGGGGGCAGCGGCAGCGGCCACGGAAACGCGGGUCGGCGCCUGUCCGCCCUGUCCUCGUCCAGCACCGGUAGCCGGCACGGUCCCGGUAGCAGCCGUCAUGGGUCGGAGUCUGCGCCGCCGCCUAUCCCCGAGAACGGGGAGCUUGUCGGCGCCCUGGGUGGUUCCGGGGGGAGUGGCAGCAGCAGCCCCGCGGGACUGCUCGGCGAAAUCGGGAAGCAGUUCAGCCUUGCUCUCAACGGGUCUUUCGGCCACGAGGGGAGCGAUACCGGGGAGGCUUCGAUGCCGCCGCCGCCGCCGGUGUCAAAGCCGAGAGAUGCGGGGGUGACGGCGGAGAAAGGCGUUCAAGACACUGCGUCUCAUUCGGAGAAGAGCGGGGUGGGUCGAAUGGCAGAGGGGUUGUUGAAGCAGCUCGACCGAGCGGUGUCCAGCAUAUCUGUUGGGGACGGCAGCGGCCACGGAUCGGCAUGGGGUGAGAGCGUCAACGGCGCCGGCGGAAGCGCCCAAGGGAGCGCGCACGGUAGCGUUGCGAGCGUUGGGACGUUGGGCAGCGUCGUCGGUGGCGGCUCGCGGAGACCAAGUGGACUCGUUUUGCCCUGGUCUCGGCAGGACAUGGAUCAGGGGCUAGAUGGCGGUGGUGGCCGCGGAGAAGACGAAGGUACCAAUCUCGACGCCGACGCUAGUGGCGACAACCGCUUUGGGCGUGCCUUCAUCGGUGCCGGUGCCGGCGGUGGCACGCCGCACUCGAACGACGGCAGGCGCGACGAAUCGAUGGGGCCGGCGGAACGCGCGUUUGCGGCCGCCUUCGGUAGCGGCGGCGGCGGGGGCGGUGCGGUCUGCAGCACUCCCCGCGUGAUCUCAGACGGGAAGCUGUCGUUCGGCACGCCCGUUACGGAACGCGUUGUCUCCACUUCGACCAGCGCUUCCGUCUACGCCACGCCGAGUCGGGUCAGGCCGAGCGCGUCCGUCUUCGGCACGCCUCUCAGGGGUUUCGCCGCGGACACUGCCCGGCCCAGCGCCGGCAGCACCGCCGGCGGUAGCGGGCAUGGCUCCGCAGGCCCCGUCCGCAAGGGCUCGUUCGCGAUCGAGGGUGUGGUGGCGGUGGACAAGGUGGCGGGGUACGAGGCGGCGAUGGCGAACUGGCCUGCGGGGAAGGUGGACGGGAACCCCGCGUGGGAGGAGUGGAGCUCGGCGAAGAAGUUGGUGUGCCACCUUGUCACCGCGGGCUGUUUAGCCGUGAUCGUGCUCACGUGGUGAUGGUUGUGCGCCGUCGUUGUGGAGGGGGCCAGCUCUUUUUUUUCGUUUCGGCGAUGUCGCUCGUGGCUGAAGCUAUCGGGCCAGCUCUGCACGCGCCGAGAGAUGGCAAGAGGCGCUGUGGUGUUUUUUUUUUUGUUCGGUUUUGAUAAUCGGUGUAAGACAACGGGGGACGACCCACCCCAUGAAUGAUUAUCUUUGUGUUUGCUGUUUGAUGUACGCGGAAAGAGAAUGCCUUGACUUUCAAAGAAAAACGCACUGCUGUCAGCGCAUGCUCAUGUAUCUGUUACAUGCAGUCCUUGGUGUUCAAGUCGGUUCGACCGGCGUGCUUAGCGGAAUUUCAUGUCUGCAGCAGUAGGUUGGUGCAACAAGCAAUGUGGAAGAUUGUUCGUUUAUGUGUUUGCCCGGCGAUAGCAGCCAUCGGCCGAAGUAGGCCCUGAGGAAUUGGAUGUUUCCGGAGGCCGUACGAUACGUACUCUAGGUCUGUUAGGUUUCUUGUAUGUCGUCGACCUAGUUGUCGUGGGAGGCAGCCUCCCGGCAGCUUUCCUCGUGCUCGACGUGUUAACGUGUUCUGCCCUCUGAUGUAUGAGUGUUGGUCGUGUUUGCCUUGUAUGGUGACUCUUUGGGUCGUGGAAGCACGGCACAGCAACAAGCAGAGCAUAAGCAUGCACAAGACAUGGCAGCGUCCUUGGCUUCUAUCAAAUCGUUUUAUGCAUAGAAGAAAAUGACUUAAUCGGUUGGGGAUGUGUUUCGUUGAAUGCUGGGGAGGAAUUUUCACUCAGGGGUACCCCGACCAGAGUAGUUGUGUCCCGAUUUGUUCCCCGCGCGUUUUGGGCGAGUCAGUCAAUUUUUGGGAAGCUGCCAACAAAAGGGUGGGGCAUGUGUGUUGUUCAAGGGGAUGGGCGAAGGCUUGGGGCCGGUGUUAUUGUCAUCAGACACGUACCGCAGUUUGAAUGAGGUAUCACACCCCCUGGAACGACUUUAGGCGCUCGAUACCUCGGCAGGAGAAUCAGUGACGGUGCCGAAAAUGGCGCUAGGCGUUGGAACCGUCUCGUCGAGAGCUUUUCGAUUACGUAUACUUCAAUUUCAGCAUCAUCCUCUUCGUCGUGGAGUAAUCGAGCUUUGAAAAUCGGUCCACGCGGUGUGGCAUUCGAGGCAACCUAGAGUGCCUUGCUGCGUCGGUCGUGUGCGACGAUUUUUAUUAUUGUGUCUAUGGGGGGGGUGUCGGGUAGCGUGGGCGUCCGGCGGCUUUGGAAAACUCCGCACAGAACAUGGAACAUCACAGAGUGGGACAUUUCUUCGGAGGCAGCCAGAUCGUGGCUUGGUUGGUUGUGGCUGCUUUUGUGCUGCAUCCUAUUUUGCUUGUUGUUUAUGGUCUUCGCCCGCGUCCACCUUUCUACGAUCCCCGCGUGACCUUGCGGAGAGAAACAUGAGAUCGAGAGAUGUUAGGUAGAUUUGAUAAGAAAGAACCUCAUUCAUGCGAAAUGGAUUUUUCUUCAGGUGUUACAUGGCUUUAUUGUCUCAUGUCUCAUUUUUUUCCGGGCCUGAACGCCGUUAAGCAUGGGCCUUACAGGCCGAAUC